AUGCCACCAUCCACUCCUAAAACCGAUAUUUAUUUGAACGUUUAUGAUUUGCAGGAUAAUUCUACCAUGUAUGUUUAUGGGCUCGGAAUCUAUCACAGCGGAUUGCAAAUUGGAGGUUCUGAAUUUACAUUCGGAAGAGAAGGAACAUUUAGUCACGAGCCAAAGAAGGCUCCGAUGGUUCCAUUGAGAGAGUCAAUUUAUUUGACAAGCGUGGAACUUCCAAGAGACAGAAUUAUGGCUAUAGUUGAUGAGGUUUCGAAAGAAUUUAACAAGCUGCGAUAUCAUUUACUAGAUAGAAAUUGUAACCAUUAUGCUAAGGCUUUGUAUGAAAGAAUAUUGGAUAGAUGUGGCAGACAGGUGAAAGAAUCAGCAGUGCCUAUUCCUGCAUAUGUCAAUAGAAGUGCAUGGUGGGGAUCAAAGGUUAAGUGCCUAAUGCCUCCUGAACUUUUAAACACACCAGUGCCCUCAUCUGCAGAGGGAACUGAGGCUGGUGACGAGGUUUCUUCAUUUACAGCAUUCCAGGGUAGCGGUAGGACAUUAAGUGGAAGAACAGUGACACCAAACGACAAGAAGAACAAGGGUUUUUUCUCCUCCCUUUUUUCUAAGGAUGACGCCAAGGAAUCUGAAAUGAAAUAUUAUGAGAAAAACGAAGAAAAAGAUAAUACACAUAAUAGAAGAGAGAAAUUGCUGAUGGCCGCAGAAAAAAGACUCUCCAAGGCACCAAUAUCUUCUGAUUAA
Messenger RNA from Naegleria lovaniensis, 738 nucleotides. RefSeq lists its product as uncharacterized. The transcript is spliced from 2 exons. Gene Ontology annotation, molecular function: deubiquitinase activity. Gene Ontology annotation, biological process: protein deubiquitination. The record is from RefSeq and is a predicted model, not a curated record. Bases 1 to 738 code for a protein of 245 amino acids. Lineage: Eukaryota; Heterolobosea; Eutetramitea; Acrasida; Naegleriidae.